Messenger RNA from Sycon ciliatum, 1593 nucleotides. Its product is annotated as IQ domain-containing protein K-like. Lineage: Eukaryota; Metazoa; Porifera; Calcarea; Leucosolenida; Sycettidae. Bases 204 to 923 code for a protein of 239 amino acids. The record is from RefSeq and is a predicted model, not a curated record. The transcript is spliced from 6 exons. Gene Ontology annotation, molecular function: protein binding.
CAUUGGAAGCGAAAUACAUACAAUUAAUUUACAUGUGCAGGAUCCGAACCUAGCGCUGCCUCCGUAGCUACAAUUGCGCUUCGAGUACUCGGAGUAGUUCUUGUCUCAAAAAGAGGUGUUAUAGAACCGCGAGAGUAGGUCAGGUCGGAGGCUGGCGCCGCUGAGAACGCAGCACGUCUGCUCCCCUCACCGAUAGCAUCACAAUGGAUGACAGUAACAGCCGUGGCGUGUACAUGAACCUGGGCGACUGGCCUGGCGAGCUACCGUUCAUGGUGGCCCUGGAGAAGAUUGUGCCGUCCAAGCAGCUGCGCAGCUGUGCUCGCUUCCACGCGCUGCACAUCGACGCCAUCUCGCUGUAUGCGCGCGCCAUGGCUAUGGAUAGGCGGUGGGACUUCAAGAGCUGCUGGCUAGAUAUGCCGCCCAAACAUCUGGCAAAGACCACAAGCGUGGAUCGCAAGACUUGUUCGCCGGUGGAGUACGCGGAGAACUUCAUCUACCCGGAGCUGCUACCGGCACUGCAACGCACCCUGCAGCUGUACCAGCAGCUGCCCAAGCACAAAGAGUUCAAUGCUAUCGACUGGUUAAGCGUUAACCUCUACAGGAACAAUUUGCAACACGACAUACGACGGACGUUGAGGGCCGACGACAUUCCCUACGUCAAAAAGUACCUGCUGCAAAGAAAGCUGAGCCCUAUCCCGCUGGCAUCUGCACUGUCAGACGUUAACGCCGCGAUCAUCAUCCAGUCUUACUGGCGAGGAUACGAAGUUCGAUCGCGACGCUACAUCUGGGAGUUCCGACGCUGGAAGGUCAUGAAACGAACGGAGAAGAGGGUAGCGCGUCUGAUCUGCAAAUUCCUGAGGUGGGCUGUGCUGAGGCGGCACGACCCAGCAAACACGCCCUCAUUCCAGGAAAUAAAGUGGUAGUGCAAAGACAAACCAGGCAUGCUAUGCACGGACGAUCCCUCUGUGUGUGGUUCGUCAAGCCUCCAUCAUCAAGCUUCCUGUGAACCUGUGUGAGCACUUACAAUACCAAAACCAGCAAGGUGGUAGCUGGCAUGUAUGGGCAACGCUGGCCACUGGAUUAGGCUUUAAGCUCGUGAAAGAGCAAUCGAUAGCUUAUGUCACCAGAUAUGUUACGCAAUACACUGUACUGGACCAAGCACCGCAGACAUGGGUUGCUGUUUGCUUCCCAGCACUGCAUGAAAACUACAUGUACCGGAUCGGACUUGAGUAUUUACGUAGAAAUGUGUAUUGUUGCUACUGCUGGAAACUAGAGACUUAUAUGUACAUGUAUAGAAUGUACAUGUUGCGUACGUGAUCACGGCUAUCGGUAUGUGCCCCCCCCCCCCCCCCGUUGUGUGUGCUUGUGUGUGUGUGUGUGUGUGUGUGUGUGUGUGUGUGUGCGCGCGUGUUAAGCCAUAUGAUACGGCAUUGUGUCCAAACUUGGAACAAUGAUACCUAUGCCUCUGCGUGUGCUGUACAUCUUUGACUGCACUCAUCCUAGAAUUCCUUCUGCCCGUCUCUGCUCUAUUUGUGAUUCAACGUGUAAUCGAAUGGUCUGCAUAGUUACGUUUUUGACAACUUGAUCAGGAUA